ACUGUAAUUUUUUAUUUUGGUUUGGGUUUUUUUAUUUGUAGUGUUGUAGAAAAUGCAUUAAAAAUCAAUUAAAAAAUAAAAAUAAACAAACUAAUUCAAAGGAAGGUGUGGGAUUUUGAAAAUCUGGUCUAACUUUGUGUUUAACUGUGGUGCUCUUUCAUGUGGUAGUGUGAUGAUUUGUGCAGUUUACCUAUACAAACUGUAUAUAAACCCAUAAUGAAUUAUUUAAAGGAACAAGAAUGCUUAUACACAUGAUUACUCAAACAUUAAAUACACAACACGCCUCCCUGCUUAGCUGCAAACUCCAACUCAAUAGAGAACUGACUAGGCUUAUGCUCACUGGAAUUUAGAAGAUUGAGGGUGGAUCUUAUUGAAACAUAUAAAAUUCUAAAGGGAUUGGACAGGCUAGAUGCAGGAAGAUUGUUUCUGAUGUUGGGGAAGUCCAGAACGAGGGGUCACAGUUUAAGGAUAAAGGGGAAGCCUUUUAGGACCGAGAUGAGGAAAAACUUCUUCACACAGAGAGUGGUGAAUCUGUGGAAUUCUCUGCCACAGGAAACAGUUGAGGCCGGUUCAUUGGCUAUAUUUAAGAGGAAGUUGGAUAUGGCCCUUGUGGCUAAAGGGAUCAGGGAGUAUGGAGAGAAAGCAGGUACAGGGUUCUGAGUUGGAUGAUCAGCCAUGAUCAUACUGAAUGGUGGUGCAGGCUCGAAGGGCCGAAUGGCCUACUCCUGCACCUAUUUUCUAUGUUUCUAGAAUGCAUCUCAACUAUAUAAUACAACUACUAUACAGAGUCAAUAGUAAAUUUUAAAUUGUCCCAUUCAGGCCGAAAAAUUUAAUCACUGGAGGAUUUCCUACUCUUGUAGGAUAACGUCUUUCCUGACAAGGGAGAUUACUCUUCUUGGCAGGUGAGACUUGUGGCUGUGAAACAAUCUCAGGUUCUAGGGCCUCCUCCAUGAUGGUUGUAGGAGUUGACUCUGGGACUGCAAGAAGUGGUUCUGAUAGUAGUAGCCAACUUUUUUCUCUAUCAGUUGACUCUGCUUUCCUCAGCUGAUUGAUAUGUCAUCUCCCGAUGAUAUUAGAUGCAUUCUCCACUGUGUUGUAGAGUAGUUUAGCUCUGUCCUUGAUCUUCUGGAGUACUCACUUUUGAUCACCUCUGUAGUCAGUCCAGAAAUGUGACAUUGAAUCUGCUUGUUUGAGGAGCUUUCAGUUUGUCUCAGCUGUUCGUACUGCGUCCUCCUUUUCAGAUUGGUUUUGAAGAGAUCCAAGCAUUGCCGGGGAUGACCCUGGGACAGCAUGGCAGCCUUUUUUGCAUCUGGACAGUCUGCACGUGCUGGUUCUGUUUCUCACUUGCUGCGCUGAUUUUUUGAAAAUUGGACUGUUUCACUGCACUUCAGUGGGUCGGUAGCUGACUCAGGAGAUUGAAUUGUAACCAUGGCAGCUCUGCUAAAUGACGGCCAUCGGCGAUUUCUACAGACGAUGAUGUCUCAGGGAAUCCUGGAAGGCUCCAUGACACGGAAGUUGCACAGGCAUUGCUGUGAAUUGCACAAAGUGCAUUACAGACAUGACCAGUUGGAUGAUUUUAUCAAAACUAUCAACACUCAUUUGCAGCCUCUUUUCAUGGAGAUCAGGAAAGGGAAAAGUGAGGAUGAUGGACAGCAGUAUUAUGCUUUGAUUAACCUCGCUGAGACGGAGAUCACUAGGAUGGCCUUUGAUUACACAGAGACUGAACUAGAAUUGUUCAAGAAAACGAUGGAUCUUGUUCUGGAGUCAGAGAGUGGCAUUGUCUCUUCUACAGAUAUUCUGAACUUGGCUGAUCAACUGCAGCCCAAGAAAAUGAAGAAGAAAGAAGUGGAGCAGGUGCUGCAGAGAUUUGUGCAGGACAAGUGGCUUAGUGAGAAUGAUGGCGAGUACAUUCUCAGCACUCGUUGCAUUAUGGAGCUAGAACAGUACAUUCGCAAAAUGUACCAGGACCUAGUGAAAGAGUGCAAUAUCUGCCACAACAUCUCUAUCCAGGGUCAAACGUGCGAAAUGUGUGGAGCUAAGAUCCAUCUCCCUUGUGCUGCAAAGUAUUUCCAAGGUCGGGAUGACCCUUGCUGUCCAAACUGCAGGCAGUACUGGCCUCACGAGAUCCCAGAUGUCCACAGGACUGAGUCAUCGACGCCCCCUCCCUCCUCUGCACCCAAAAUGCGACAUUAAUAUCAGGAAUGAAGCAUCAAUCCAAUGUGGCAGAUACAGAAUGGAGGGAGGAGAGGGAAGAGUUUGUUCUGAGCCGAGGGAUUCUCAUGCUUUAUAGUGUUUGCUUCCACUGAGUUGGUCUCAAGGAGCUUACAUGUUGAUACUCAGACCGUUUAUGUUAACUGUAUGGCGGAUAUUAUAGUCCAGUCCAAUCUUGACAGGUUGCUCUAUGCUCUAAUGACCUGAGUCCUCAGCCAGGAGUUGGACAUUCUAGUGUUCUGCAUUUUAACUUAUCUUGAAGAGGACAAGUGUUGGGAAAUAAUUUGAAACCUUGUUCGCAUCAUCAGAAGACUCAAAAUGAGAAGAAUAUUAAGCAGUUAAUUAAAAAAAAGUCUAACUUUCCUCUCCUUGUUAAUAUUCCUUUAAUCUCGAUCUUUCUCCUACCUUGAGGGGUUUGGUGUAAAAUUCAAGGACAAACCUAAUGUCAUGUUAUCACCUUAACUAAUACUUACCUAGUGACUGCUCAGUAAAUAAUAUCCAACAAUAUAAAAAUUCAAGUCUGAUUUUUGUUAAUCAGUAACUUUUAAUAGAGAAAUAAAUUUUUAAAAUAAAAGUUCUUAUGUGAGCCGGAGAAACAAGAUUGUUAACAGAAUUAGUCAUAGACCUGUAUAGCAUGAUAAUGUCCAGUAUCCAUGCUGAUCAAAGUACCUUCUUGAGCUUGAGCUAGUCCCAUUUGCCUGUAUUUGGCCCACAUUCCUUGAAAACUUUCCUAUGGUUAUGGAAAAUCAAAUCUGUAGCUUGGUAAAGCCUUGAUAUCCUUCCUAAAAAUGUGGUGUGCAGACUUGUAUGUAGUACUCCAGCUAAGGUCUGAACAAUACUUCUAACAGUUUACUGUGACUUAAUACUUCCUAUACUCCUUAGCACUAUUUUCAAAGCCAAGCAUUCUACCUGCUCCUCAUUUCUGCCAGAGUGAAUCACAUCUUAUUUCUCUGGUCUCUGCCCAUUUCACUAAUCAAUGUCAUUCUAAAGUCUGUUACUAUCCCUUCUUUUACUACAAUUGAGUGAUUUGGUACAUCAGUGAGACCUGACGCAGAUCGAAAGAGCGCUUUGUCGAGCACCUUAGCUCUGCUUGCUACAAAAAGCAGGAUCUCCCAGUGGCUAUCGAUUUUCAAUGCAAUUUUCCAUUCCCAUUCUGUCAUGUCUGUUCAUGACCUCCUGUACUACCAAUGAUGAGACCAAAUGCAUGUUGGAGAAGCAACAUCUCAUUAUGUCUGGGUAGCCUCCAACCUGAUGGCAUGAACAUUGAUUUCUCCUUUUUGGGAAAUUUUUCUCUCUCCUUUUAUCACUACCCAUUCUGGUUAACCUUUCACUUCUUCUUAUCACUUGUCAAUCACCUCCCUCUGGUUAUGCCCCACCUCAUUGCCUUCCUUCCAUGGUCCACUAUUCUCUCCUAUUAGAUUCCUCCUCCUUUAGUCCUUUACCUCUUCCACCUAUCCCAUCCCAGCUCCUUGCAUCACCUACCUUUCCCCUCACCUGGCCUUAUCUAUUCCCUCCCCACACCUUAUUCUGGCUUUCUGCCCCCUUUGCAGUCUUGAUGAAGGGUACUGGCCUGAACCAUUGACUGUUCAUUUCCCUCUGGUCAUGUUGCUUGACCUGCCAUGUUCCUGCCGCAUUUUUGAAGAGCACUUUGCUCACUGAUCUGUGUUAAAUUUUACUGUACCUUGUACAGUGAAUUUUAACUCUUGUAUGUUAUGUCUCCCCUCUUGCUGUGAAACGGGGACACCUAUUUCCCUUAUUAGGGAGAGAGAGAGCCUGUGGUAUGCAAAUUAUCAGGUGAACGAGUAGUCUUUGGGGUAUUGCAAGUCUGUGUCUUUAUUGAUGUUUUGCUGCAGUGGGGGGUGUUGAUGCAUUUUUGCUGAUGGAGAGGGGGAGCUGGGAAGUGCUUUGGGUUCUAACGUUUAACUGUCAUUCAUUCUUUGGGGCUCUGUUUUUGUGAAUAUUUGCGAAGAAAAAAUUUCAGGAUGUAUAUUUUAUACAUUUCUCUGACAUUAAAUGUACCUAUUGAAAUG
Hypanus sabinus (Atlantic stingray) is the source of this 4241-nucleotide messenger RNA. RefSeq names its product NSE1 homolog, SMC5-SMC6 complex component (gene nsmce1). Gene Ontology annotation, cellular component: nucleus; Smc5-Smc6 complex. NCBI's taxonomy places the organism in Eukaryota, Metazoa, Chordata, Chondrichthyes, Myliobatiformes, Dasyatidae. Gene Ontology annotation, molecular function: ubiquitin-protein transferase activity. The record is from RefSeq and is a predicted model, not a curated record. Gene Ontology annotation, biological process: double-strand break repair via homologous recombination; DNA damage tolerance. Bases 1429 to 2193 code for a protein of 254 amino acids. The transcript has 9 exons.